UGAGCAAAGCAAAUACGGGUUGACUAGUUGUCAUGGACUAAACAUGUCAAGACAGUUGAUGAAGUAGACGGAUUCGUUGUUGAGUAAUUGUUGAGCGUCGCUAUGGUCUUAAAUUAUUGAAUAAACUGCGGUUGCGCGUUCCUGUUACCAAGAGACGCACAUACCCGAGACCACUGCAAAUCGACAGCACGCGCCUGAAAGUUUCACUAUUAUUGAUACCAACAAACAUGGCCACACUGAGCACGAAGCCAAGUUUACGUUACAGUGUUUCUGACUGGGUGACCAACAAUAAACAGAUCUUCGAAACGGCUGAGCACAAGCGAAACAUUUCACACGAUCUACGCCAGGAAGGAAGGGUUCUUCGCAAUGAGACUGCAAAUAAGACAAACUGGGAUAACUAUGAUAGCAGCCGGCGAUUGAGUGACAGAAUCAAUGAUGUCACACGUUGGAAAGAAAAUCUCAAAGCCUGUGCACAGGAAGUGGAUGCAGAAAUGGAGGCUCUUACUCUGUCAAAGCAGGAGACCGAACGUGCCCUGGCAGCCACCGUUCUGCCCCUUGAGGUCACAGCCGAGUGCUUGACCCUGCGGGAAGGUCGCCGUGGAAAGGAGCUGGUCAGUGACCCGGUGGAAGCCGAGCUUAAGAAAGAAGUUGAGGUGAUUGAUGGAGCACAACGGGUCCUUCAGCAGUGCAUCGAUCAGGCUUUUGAGCAACUGUGUCGCCUACAGGAAGCACGCCAGCAGCUGACCAUUGACCUUCAGGAUAAAAUCGAAGCUCUUGAGGUGGACAUGUCGUGCUUGUCUCUCACAAUACAGUCACCAGAGAUCUCCUUGAAGCCCAACCCCACUAGAGUUCCUCUAGGUUCCACAACACCCCAGCAGUGGGAGCAGUUCAGCCGCUACAAUGUUGCCCGUGCAAAGGACGAGAUGCACACUUCUAUGCAGAUAAGAGAGAAUAGCAGUCUCACAAGAGCACAGGUGCAAAAUGAUUUGGAAGCCCAGCAUAAGGCUGUGGAGUUUGCUCUCCGUAAGCGAACCCAUCACCAGGAACAAGCCAACCAGGAACUGCAGUGGCAGCUGAAAACUACUCAGGAUGAGAUUGUCGAGCUGGAGAAAGACAUUAAUGGCCUGGAGGAUGAUAUGAAGGCCAAGACGGCUCCUUUACAGCUGGUGCACACCCGUCUGGAGAACAGGACCAAGAGGCCUGGUAUGGACCUGUGCAGAGAUGAGGUACAGUUUGGGUUGGUGGAUGAAGCCAAACAACUGGAAGCUACAAUUCUGGCCCUGAAACAGAAACUAGCACAGGCCCGACACUCUCUACUGUCUCUAAAGCAGCAUGAAGCUCAAAUGAUGGAGAAUCUGUCUCGCAAGCAGGACGCCCUGUCAUUGGAGCAGCGCAGCAGUCAGACACGACAGCGCCUCAAUGUGGUUGCCCAAAGUGAAAGACUGUCUUCAGCUGUGGUGCCUUUAACCAACUCUAGUGGCAGACACAAGCUGGAUCUGGCUUGA
Molecule: messenger RNA, 1505 nt
Organism: Paramisgurnus dabryanus
Lineage: Eukaryota; Metazoa; Chordata; Actinopteri; Cypriniformes; Cobitidae
Gene: tekt2
Product: tektin 2 (testicular)
Biological process (GO): cilium movement involved in cell motility; cilium assembly
Cellular component (GO): nucleus; microtubule cytoskeleton
Source: RefSeq, a predicted model, not a curated record